CCAGUGUGAGGACCAGGAUCACUCCAUGGCUCUCCCUUGUCCCCUGUUCCUCUGGUCCUAAACGCUGCUCUGGGAGCCAAAAGGGGAAUUUCAUUCUGCAGAGGUACGUGCUGCACAGGCUCUCAGUUACUUCUGCUCUGCUCCUUGAUUGCUUUUUACUUUGAAAAGGGCUUAAACCCAGCCAUUUUAAUGCGUGGUACAACAAGUAUUAAAGGGGAUCCUCAGGUGCUUAUUUGUUUCUGUGAAAAAAGGAUUUGCUCGCACACAGUUUUCCCAGGAGGUGAGCACACACAUCCCAAUGUGAGGUGGGCAUAAAGGGGGAUUUGGGGACACUGUAAGGCCCCAUCCUGCACAUCCUCAGCGUGUGUUCUGCCUUUCACUUUGCUGGUGGACACUAUUGUGGUUUCUGUUCCCAUCAUUUAGUUUUCAUCCCAGUUUCAAUCCAAUUAUAGUCACACCUGCAGCCGCCCAGCAUCCCAUUCCCGGGUUGCUUGUUCCCAUAUUGAGCAAUCCCUGGCUGCAGGCAGAGCUCGGCAGCUCUGCUCUUUCCAAAGCUGUCCACAGUGUUGAGUCUUCCCUCUGGAAGCCGGGGCACUGGAGGACCUUGUCUCCAGAUAUCCCUGUGCAUGGAAAUUCCUCCUGCACUUCUAUAGCAUCCCCCAGCGAGUCACUAUGGGCCUGGGCUUGCAGCUACUGAGUGAUGGGUGCCCUCGGGGGAGCGGGUGAGUGCUGGGUGGUGGGGAACAAGCAUUCCAUGGUGUCCCCCCCCAAUCCUGGCUGCAAACAGGGGGUCCCAGCUCCAGCGUGUUUGCAGGGAUGAUCUACAGACACAGCGUGGCACUAGCAGGGGAGAAGGGGCUGGUUCAGCAGCGUUUGAGCAAUCCCAUCUGGUGUCUGAGCUGCAGCAGACGCUGGGGAAAGGAAUAUUCUCGUUUGCACUUGGUGCCAAGGCUCUUCCCUGGCGAUCCACUGCUUUUACAGCUGCUGGCUGCUCCGAUCGGGCUGCGUUCCUCCCAGAGCUGAGCAACUGCUGUUUCCAGCAUGACAUGACCAGUCCGACCAAGCCCUGGGAUUAUCCAGCUGCUCCUCUGCGCCAUUCCCGGAUGGCUGAUGCUGAGCUCAGGCAGCCUCCUCCUUGCUUGCUCCUGGCUGGAGCUGACCCGAUGCCUCUUGGGCCAUCCCUUGAUGUGGAAUGUCCAUCUCUGUGAGGUGGGAGGAUGCUGCAGCGUGCCGGGGGCUGACACACGGUGCCGCCGGCCGCGGGACCCCCACUGCCCGCCCCAUGGUCCCCGCCGGCUGCCGGGGCAGCGCCCCGUGACCCGUGGCACCCGCAGCAGCGAGCCCCUGCCCUGCGCCCCGCCAUGACGAGCCUCUUCCGCCGCAGCAGCAGCAACGGCAGCUCCCGCGGCGGCUCCUCCGCCCAGGAGCUCAACAACAGCCGCCCCGCCAGGCAGGUCCGGCGCCUGGAGUUCAACCAGGCCAUGGAGGACUUCAAGACCAUGUUCCCCAACAUGGACUACGACAUCAUCGAGUGCGUCUUGAGAGCCAACAACGGCGCCGUGGAUGCCACCAUCGACCAGCUCCUGCAGAUGAACCUGGACAGUAGCGGUUGUGAUGACAGCUCGGACUCGGAGGACAGCAUCCCCCCCGAGAUCUUGGAGCGGACCCUGGAGCCGGACAGCUCGGACGAGGAGCCCCCUCCUGUCUAUUCCCCUCCUGCCUAUGAGAGCCAGGCGCUGGGCAGCCGCUACCCCCGUGCACCUCCCACCCCACCUCCCAGGACGGACGUGCCAGGGCCCGGCAGCACCCCAGUGUCUGGGCACUACAGGAACUGGAACCCACCGCUCCUGGGCAACCUCCCUGAGGAUUUCCUCCGCAUCCUGCCCCAGCAGACCGCCGGCACACAGGGCUCCCCCGGCCGCCGGCAGCCCGUGCCACGGGGGCUCACCCCGCGGGGCCAGGGCUCGCUGGAGCAGGAGCGGCGCUGGAAGCAGUACCUGGAGGACGAGCGGAUCGCGCUCUUCCUGCAGAACGAAGAGUUCAUGAAGGAGCUCCAGAGGAACCGGGAUUUCCUCCUCGCCUUGGAGAGAGAUCGAUUGAAAUAUGAGUCAAAAAAAUCCAAGUCGACCAGUGUUGCUGUCAGCAACGACUUUGGGUUCUCCUCCGUAUUAUCAGGUGACGCAGCCCCCUCUGCACCCAGCGAGGCCGGCGGCGCCGUGUCUGACGAUGCCUUAUUCAGAGACAAGUUGAAACACAUGGGAAAAUCCACACGCAAGAAGCUGUUUGAACUCGCCAGAGCCUUCUCCGAGAAGACAAAGAUGAGGAAAUCGAAAAGAAAACACUUGUUGAAGCACCAGGUGAUGGGGACAGCAGCUUCCACGGCAAAUCUUCUCGAUGAUGUCGAAGGACAUUCAUGCGAUGAAGACUUCCAAGCACGGAGGCAGCAGCUCCAGGAGGAGGAGGAGAUGCUGAAGGAAGGGCAGUAAAUGGUCCCAGCGCUGGGGUUUAGUGCUGGCACAGAACGUGCCCAAAGCUUCAUGAGAAGAUGGCUGAAAAAGGAACAAAAGACACCCAACAAAUCACCCAGAGUUUUGGCUGCUCCCCCUCUGCUGCUGUACUCCUCGGAAGUACAAGUAUUGAGGCACAAAGUUUUCUUACGAGUGGUUUGAAAACAACUUCUAUAUAGCAAAUCAGCCAAAAAGGAAUCAAAAUGAGGAACAAACCAGGUCGGGAGCUGCUGGGAGCUGCUCUGAGGAGCCAGCGGAGCUUGGGCUUGGGAGGAGCAGCGCGAGCGGCGGCGCAGGAGGAAUGGGAUCAGUUGUACUAACGCGGAUGCAUUCAACGUGGGAUCUGCUUGGCCAGAGCACUCCUGAACAUAUCUCUGUAGUGAUCUGGUGUAACUUUACUCUGCGCACACAGGAAAAAACCAACACGAAACACGUGAGAGAGAGAACCUACAGCCGUUGUCUAUUAUUGCUAGGAGUAAUGAGUGGAGAUUCGGAUCAGGUGAUAGUCAAAUGAUCUAUAAAUUGUUUUUAAAAGGAAAGGCCUUCUUUUCCUAGGUGUUUUACUUGGAAUUAAACCUUUGCCUUUGGCAUUGCUAAAACUGCCUUGAAGUUACAGACGCUUUGUGCCGGUAGGGCAGCACCAAGGGCUGGACUUUGCACCGGUGUCACCAUCGCUGCCAAAGCCGGACGCAUCCCAUCGGGAGCAUCAUGCCAGUGGUGAUCCCGGCUGCUGGGCAGGGCACUCCAUGGCCCCAGGGAUGCCCCUGCCAUAGGUAAGAUGCAGAGCACCAGCUGAGGCCGGUGGUGUUCUGGGCGCAGAGGGUUUGCACAAGGGCUUGUGAGCGCCGCUGGGUUUGGUGCGGGGCCGGGGCUGGCCCGGUGGCAGGAGCACCCUUCCCUGUGCCCACCCCAGGCUGGUUCUGCUGUGGGGCUGGCAGGCAGUGCCUGAAUCAUUGCAGCUUUCGGAGAUGCUGUCAGGCUAAAAAUAAUGAUGUAAACAAAUUCCUUCCCUGUGUAAGUAAUGAGUGAUGAGCAUAGAGGCAGAAAUCGCUCCCGCCAGCACAUUUUCUUCUCCUUUAUCGGCAUAAUCUGUUUACUGCUAAAUGCAUGAGGUGGCUCUAGACGUGCCUGUUUCACUUUCUGGCUCCUGCAAAGCAGCACAACUGUUGUGAGAUGGGAGCUGCGAAGGCGGCAGACGCAGACACCCAGCCCUCCAACACACACGCAACUGUUUUCCCUGCCUCUCCGCAGGGUUUGGUAACAAAAGUCCACAUUGCAGGCGCCAGCUCCCAACAGGCUCCUUUUCAAACCCCCCUGAGCCCACACGCCUUUGAAGUGGACGCCAAGAUUCCUUUCCCUGUGAGUGGUGCAGUGGUUGGGAUCGGUGGGGACCCGGGUGCUUCACCCUCUCCCUGGUCCCUGGGCUUUGGUCCCAAGGGUGAGGGCAGGAUGCGCUGGGCUGAAGCACCCAGGAUGCCAGCAAGCUUUGGGUUCCUAAAAGCAAAGCAGCCCAAGAGCCAUCCCACUGAGCCGAUCCCAGCGUUGGGGCCUGCUCCUUUUCUUUUGAAGGAAGGAUGGAGGAGCAUCCCUUGAGUCACGGCAGCCUGGCCAACAGGUUAGAGCCAUCCCAAGCCACGCUGGCCCUGCCUUGACAUGCGCAGGCUCCAAGCUCACCCUGCUGCGUGCCCAAGGCUGGAGCUGCACCAUGCAGGGCAAAGAUGGGUUGUCUGGAGGCGCAUGUCCCUGCCUGGCUCCGGGUGCGAGGGGCUAAGUGUGAAGCUGGGAACAGAAGGUUCUUUAGUCCCUGGGUGGGACUUUAUUCCCAGCCAGAGACUGGUGGAUGGAGAGGAGGGGCUCCUUCCCUCCCUUCCGCUGGCUCUGGGGUCUAUAGGAAGCUGCCAUUACUCCCUCCCAAUCCAAAGCAGCUCUUCUGCAUAUUUGGAAGAAAAUCAAGCUUGGAACCGGCUCAGCUUGUCAGUGUUCCAGCGCCUCUUAGCUACCGAGGGCUUAACUCCCAGCGAAGUUUCCAUGAAGGCAGGAAGCACCAACAGGCAGUCGGGCAGGAGCUCAGGCUCUGGUGGGAAGGGAAUUCUGCUUCUCCCAGAUGAGGAGGUUGUUGUGCCGGGAGGAGAGGCAGGAAAGCACUUGCGUGAUUCCAGCAUCCCUGAGUGAUUCCAGCGCUGCCGAGCGCAUGGGAUUUGCUGUGCUCCCCAUCCUUGCUGCAGGAUGGGUGCUGCGGCUGUGGAGGACCGGGGUGAGCUCUGGCGCUGGGCAAGCCACGUUCCACAUCACGUCACAGGUCAGUGCUGCUGGAACCGAACCCUGGCUUUAACCGCAGCGAGUGCGUGGUGGUGAGUCCUCUCCCGGCUCUGCAUGUCAGGGGACACGUUGCCUCUGAGCUGGCUUUGUAACCCCGCUGUAGUUUGGUGGUGGAGAGGAGCCCCGAGGCUGCCUCGACUUUGCUUGGGGCUGGUUUGGCCGAGCACAUCCCCAGUGCCCAUCCUCUGCUCGCUGUGAUGCUGCCCGGGAUUCAGGGCUGCCUGCAGGGGAGAGAACAGGGAGAGGAAGGGCAGUUUGGGGGCCGCGAGCUGGAGCGCGGGGAUGGGAUGGGUGUCAGGCAUGUGCUGGGUGCGAACCCCCCGGCCUCAACAGCUCCAUCUGCCCCGCCAGAAAAGGUUUUGUGUGCAUAGAACCAUAGGUUUGGGUUGGAAGGGACCUUAAAACUCAUCUAAUUCCCUGCCACCUUCCACUAGACCAGGUUGCUCCAAGCCCCAUCCAACCCAGCCUUGUGUUGAGUGGGUCUGGCAAUGUGCUAACCACAAAGGGUCCUGUGCCAGCACCAACCCGUGCGCCUCACAGGGGCUUGGGGAUGAAUGUCUUUGCUAACAUGGUCUAACAACGCGCCCUUCAAUCCCCAAGGCAAAGCCUCUCUGAAUGAUGUCACUCCAUUUGUAGCCAUUUCAAAGUAUCUGGGAGGCACAAAGCAUCAUUUGAAUGGAGGGUGAAGAGUGCUUUUAUGUCCUUUAAACAGAAAAUAAUCAGGUCUAAUGAGUAGAAAGGCCACUAAAACCGGCUCAGAAGCGAAAAUGCGUUUCUUACAUAAAGAUGUUAAAUUCUCAGUGACGUUUGUAUCACUUCUAUACAAAAUGGUUUAAACAAACCAGAAAACUCGGUGGCGUUUGUGAGUGUUGCUAUUUUAGAGUUUAUUUCCAUAAGUGAUUUUUUUCUUAAAGAUGUUUAAUAGUAAUUCAUAUAAAUAAAGUCCUGUUGUACUCU
This is a messenger RNA of Strigops habroptila (Kakapo), 5783 nucleotides long. It is a transcript of the gene CUEDC1, whose product is annotated as CUE domain containing 1. Gene Ontology annotation, molecular function: ubiquitin binding. The record is from RefSeq and is a predicted model, not a curated record. Bases 1362 to 2486 code for a protein of 374 amino acids. Lineage: Eukaryota; Metazoa; Chordata; Aves; Psittaciformes; Psittacidae. The transcript is spliced from 11 exons.